Messenger RNA from Esox lucius (northern pike), 4696 nucleotides. RefSeq names its product homeobox B10a (gene hoxb10a). The transcript has 2 exons. The coding region runs from base 171 to 1082 and encodes 303 amino acids. Lineage: Eukaryota; Metazoa; Chordata; Actinopteri; Esociformes; Esocidae. Gene Ontology annotation, biological process: regulation of transcription by RNA polymerase II. The record is from RefSeq and is a predicted model, not a curated record. Gene Ontology annotation, cellular component: nucleus. Gene Ontology annotation, molecular function: DNA-binding transcription factor activity, RNA polymerase II-specific; RNA polymerase II cis-regulatory region sequence-specific DNA binding.
UGUCAUGCUCUGAGAGAUCCGUUUUCACGGCGCCCUUGGUUAACCCUUUCGUGCACUGCGGUCCUAACGAACCCCCCACCGUCGCUCACCAUCACCUCGUCAGCUCUGACCCGGUCUGCAGAGUCCAAAAUAAUUGGGCUUCUGUGCCAAACACGGCCAUACACGGGACAAUGAACCAGCACCAGCCGUCGCAGCCACAGCCGCAGGAAGCUAUGGCUCAACCUCCUCACCAAUACCACCAGGGAGUGCUGAAUUGGGACGAGAGACGGUUGAGCUCGGUCGGGGUUCCGCAGGUCAGUGCGUGCCCUUACAGCGCGUCAAACAGAAAGGAAGACUCCUCCUAUUUGCUCAUGGAACCUGGCUACCACUCCAAACCGUCACCGGACGUGUCUGCCUUUACCAGACUAAUGUCAGAGAUGGGCUCUAUGACCGGAGGUUCUGGUCCAAUUCAGGGCUACUUCCGUCCGGAGCAGUCAUACUCGGGGAUCAAAGUCCACGAGUACAACAACGGUGUGCACGCCUUGCCCGCGACCAGUCAACCGCGCGCGCCCCACUCAGACUCGCGCCAUUUGUACAACUUGAGCUUCCCAGUGCAGCCAUGUCCAGAUACUGACAUCAAGCGCGUUACCGAUGACUUGGCGCUGGGCAGAAAUGAGUGUCCAGUCGAGAGGAGCGAUAGCAGCAGCAGCAUCAUCACCCUGACGAGCAGUCGAAGCAACACAGAAGACGUAGUUACUGCUUUACGGCGAGAUAAGUCCCUCACAGACUUACCCGAGGCCGAUAAAAGUCCCAGACAGGAGACGCAAGAGGAUGGCACAUUCGAAGACGCGUCUAGUGGAUGGCUGUGUGCAAAAGCCGGGAGGAAGAAGCGAUGUCCUUACACCAAAUACCAAACCCUGGAGCUGGAAAAGGAGUUUCUCUUCAACAUGUAUCUGACUCGCGAGCGCCGCCUGGAGAUCGCUCGCAGUGUUAGCCUCACUGAUCGACAAGUCAAAAUCUGGUUCCAGAACCGCCGCAUGAAGAUGAAGAAGAUGACACGGGAACACAGAACCUCGGACACCAUCGCUCAUUUCCCCAUUUGAUGUCUCACAGCGAGACUACAUUUAUAUUAAAAAACGAAUGGUUGCGUUAAGACAAGCCUACAACUGAGCGCCUGAAGAGUAGGCAGAUGCAACUCCAAGAAUACGAUGGACUGAAGGACGAGGAGAAACAGGCCCUGAUCUAAAGGACGGGCUGAAAGUAUUGAUGAUCUAUGUCCUUUACACAUUGCAUGACGAAACGGAUGCUGGUGUUGGCUACACUUGCAUUUUUCUUCGAAUGAGACACGGCGAUGGAUGCUUUUUAUUCUUCUCUGCCCCAUGUCCCGUAACAACACUCUUCUUUAUUACAAGCACUUUAUUUCAGUAUUAUCCAAACAUCUUUAUCGUAGUUAUUUCUCAAUAGCACAAUAGAAUGUUUGCAAUGUCGCUUAAUUGGUAUUUUUGCCAGACUUACUGGCUACUGUCUUGAAUCAAAUACCAUUGUUUACAGCUCGUUCUAUGGCUAAGGGAUGCAAAUUUAAAAUUAUCGCUUUAUUUAUCACUUGCAGCUCUAUUUAUUUUCGAUCGCAUGUGUGUAGUCUUUUUGUAAGAUACGUCGUUACGGCUCUGAAAAAUUACCAAGAUAUUUUCAAUUUGUAAAAUAGUAAGGAUUUAAACCAGAAUCUUUUGUUCAUGCAGACUGAGUCGAUUGAAAAUAAUAAUAAUUUGAAUACAAGGUUAUGCUAUUCGUCAUAGCAAGGGAACAUGUUUUACGCACAUGGAUGAGGCCUUGAUGUUCCAAAAGACACGCCUAAAAUAAAAUGUCUUUGGGGUGUCUGUGCACAAGACAUAAUGGUUUUAUGAAGAGUCUAUAUCUAUCAUAUAGACCCUAUAUCUAUCAUAACCACCAUGAAAGGGAUUUUCAUAAUUACCAUUCACGGUUGUCAUGAAUUACCUUUUUUUGUGGUUGUAUUUAUAGUUUUCCCCAUCAUUUUUGGUUGAAUAAAUAUUCCCCAUUUACCCAUGUUUCUUAGUAUGCCACUUCGGUAGGCGUAGAUGGACGGGAAAAAGCACAAAGCUGUUAUACAGGUAAUUUUAAUACAUUGGGCACAUCCCAAAACUCUUUUAACUAUUUAAAAAGAACCAUAACACAUCCCAGUAACCCAGACUUUAUCUUUUUUUCUUCCUGGAGUGAUGUUAUUAUAAUUGCUGUAGCCUGACUAGGCUAUUAAUCGUGAUUUGCAAUAGCCGUGUUGUAUGUCAUUAAGGCCUAUCAGAACAAGAAAUGUGUACAUUUCUGGUAUACACAAGGUCUAUAUUUAAACCAUUUCAUCUGUUUUAGGAGUGUUUUUCAUUAGCUAUAAGACUAAAAUAUGUUGUUUAAUAUCUACAUUAUUAAACGUUUUUAAGGUUAGCAUUCAUCUGUCUUGACCCUAUGUGCUUUAUUUCUCCUUUUUCACUUGCAGUGUUCAGUGGUCACCAAUUGUAGUCUACCUGUUUUUUUUAUUUAUUUAUUCAAAAGCCAGGUUGCAAAGGCCAGAGUUUCUGGUUGUUUUUUGUGGAAGUGACACAAAAUACCUAUUCCAAAAACGCGUCAAGUAUCUUUUAAAUAGUUUCUUCGCUAGUUUCUUAAUGAUGUAUUUUGUGGUGUCUAGACUAUUACGCGCCUGAAUAUCUUCAUAGCGCAUUCAUGUAACUUAAUUUGCUAGGUAGCUAACUUAAGGUUUUAGUGUAGGUUUAGGGGUUAGAGGAUACGAGUUUGGAUUCGAUUACAUCCUAGAAAAGAAGUUACACGGUUUGAUGUUAGAGGUACAUGUGACAUGCUAGCACAUUAGGCAACUGGUUAUUGUUAUGAUUAGAGCUGGCUGUCAUGCUAGCAAAGGAGUCUAGCCAUUUAAGUACUAAUUCAGAAGUUGUCCAUUUGGAACUUUUUGAUAACUAGCCCCAUAGAUGCAAAGCACAAAGCAGUGUUCUAAUAUCUAUGGCCAGAACGUUUAACUCACCUAUUCUCCCCGACAAUACUCCCUCAUGUAGUGUCCGUCUCAGGUAGACCUAUACUGCGGAAUAAAUGCAUUGUAGCCUAUACAAAAUAUUGUAGAGCGCACGAAAAAAGACACUUUUUGGUAUGCAAAAAUUAAUUGAUGUCUAUUUAAAAAUUAUCGGUUUAUAUUAGGUUGGAGUUUUCACUCGCGAUUUCAAUCGCCAACAAACAUUACGUAUCGUUAAUACAUAUUUUUUUCCAGAAUUUUCCGGAUUGGUCGGGCUGGAAUUUUUAUCUGGUUUUGGUGUUAUAAAUGUUUUUUCUAAUGCCAAUUCAUCGUGAUAACAACUGUGUUACAAAACGAAUAAUUUGUGUGCCAAUUCCAUUUGAUAUCUUGAUUUAUGGAUUAAUUAGACGUUAUUCAAGUUAUCUUAAAUGCUUUCAUUCUGCAUGGACUUUCUCUGAUAUUGUUUGACUACGAAGAUUUGAUGGGAAACGCACGCGGUAACUUCUCCACAUGGACACUGGAUAUACAGCUGUUGGCCUUUUGUCUCCAAAGAAGACUGUGUAGCGUCUGCUGCUAGCACCGCCAUGUUGAACAGCGCACCAUUUUAGUGACGCUGCUGGGGCCUCCCGGUUUUAUCGGUGGAAUUGACAGGGCAUUUAUUGUAGCCUCAGGAAGUCAGGGUAGCGGAUGUGUCCCAGGGAUUAUAUUACUGUUCUUUUCACUACAAUAUUAUUGCCUGCUAUUGUGACAAACAAAGAAGUCUUGACGACUGGGCUAACUCGCGUUAAAGGCCAUUUUGUGCAUGAUUAUAUUGGCAUGGGCAUUCUAUGAUGGCAUGGGCAUUCUACUGUACGUUCUCUGUUAUUAGUUAUUGCUACUUAAUGGCAGUUUGUAAUUUUUCUAUGUUGUGUCUUAACUGCAGAUCACUGUAGUGGUAUAUAUGGAUAAUGGAAUAAAGGUUAUACCGUUUUAAAAAUCGUAUUUAUAAGGCAGGACAUUUAAGGAUGUUCUCUCACGUUUAUAAGGUAUUCGAAUUUCUCCUAAAACGGAUUCCCUCAAGGUCAUUGAAGUGGCCUAUUGGAUGUGAAGACAAAGCUGUUGUGUGGUUUAGGUAGUUUCAAGUUGUUGGGCUGGACGUGUAUCACAGGAACCUGAAACUGCCUGAAUUACUCCAGUAUCUGCCCAUCAAAGCCAGUGCGCAACGCACCAAUGCUACAGCGAGGAUGCGCCAUUUCCACAGAUGUUUGCUCACAUCUACCCUCCAUUUUGUGAUUGCACAGCAAGGAACAUCUGUAUUUAAUAUUAUCUGAGAAAUGUGUUAUUGUUUACUUGGAUUUCAAGUCCAAGAGUGAACUGAAACACAUGGGCGUGUGCAGAGCUAAAUUGCUCAUUUAAGCCUCCCCAACACGCCUGAACGCACUAGGGUGCGAAGAACCCCACUCCAUCAUCUAAAACCAUAAUACAUUUUAUGAAAUACAGAACGCCCAGACACCGUAAAUUACCUACAUUAAAAACACCAGCUCUACCCUCGUUUUGACAUGGUCUGUUUUUUUCUUCUUCAUUUGGUCAUGGGCAAGGCUUUCGUAUUUGCAGUCAUUUGAUAAAUUAAACAUUAACGUUUACUGUCUACAAUAUAUUUUCUGACUUUCAUCUCGUGUCAACUCCGUAAUAGGCCACUAGACAAAUAGA